Messenger RNA from Diprion similis, 1178 nucleotides. It is a transcript of the gene mRpS28, whose product is annotated as 28S ribosomal protein S28, mitochondrial. Lineage: Eukaryota; Metazoa; Arthropoda; Insecta; Hymenoptera; Diprionidae. Bases 201 to 779 code for a protein of 192 amino acids. The transcript is spliced from 3 exons. The record is from RefSeq and is a predicted model, not a curated record. Gene Ontology annotation, cellular component: mitochondrial small ribosomal subunit.
AUCCUACGGUAGAAAUUAAAACUAUUUCGAGGCAUUCAGUUUCGACAAUAUAGUCAACUAUCUAUCUAGCCAUCUAUCCAUCUAUCUAUCACGUGAUAUUAGUUGCAUCGAACGCCGCCAGGUCAAUGAGAGCAGACGCUUUCUUGAGUUUGUUUUCUGAAGCAUAACCUAAAAUCGUCGACCGCACUUAGUUCGCCGAAAUGCAAUGUUUUGCGCUGAAAACUUGCCGCAUUACGGCAAGCUCGUUGAGUGGGGCUGCAAGAAUAGUUAAGCCAGGAUCUACGUCUUUGAGAUGCUUGAGCAGUGAUAAACCCCCGACAGAAACGCCCGUGUCAGAGGCGACGGAUUCAGACGGCGAGAAACCGAAACUUAGUGGAUUUGCUCACGCUUUCGAAAAGUACACAGCGCCAGAGCCCGAGGUUGUCGCUACUCCAAAAUCGUUCGCUACUUUGCUCCGUCACUCGAAAUUGAUCGAUCUUGGUGAUCCGCAGGGAAAAAUAGUAUGUGGUACAGUAUUUCAUAUCGUCAAAGACGAUCUGUACAUUGACUUUGGAUGGAAAUUUCACUGCGUAUGUCCAAGGCCCUCGAGAUACGGAGACAAGUAUGUCGAAGGAUCAAGUGUACUGGUGAGAAUAAACGACCUUGAAUUAUCGACUCGGUUUUUAGGCGCAACUAAGGAUCUCACAAUUUUGGAAGCAGACUGUACACUUCUGGGUACACAAUCGUACUCUAGAGAACGGCCAUCUGAAAGUAGAAACGCAAAUCAAGCGCCAGCUUAGUUUUAGUACAGUUUUUGAAAAAAUCAAGUAUUUCUUAUCCUUGGAAAAUUAAAUGAAAUAACACUGGAUCAUCUCUGUAGAUUUCAAUGAAUGAUUAUUACCUCUGUAAAUGCUCGUCACUACUGUUAGAGGAAGAAAAGUUCGAAAGUUUUAUAUUAGAUUUCGCAUAAAAUGAUCAAUGAAUUCAGUUUCAAUUGUUGAGAACAAAAUCAAUUCACGCAAAUGCAAUGAGUCUCUAUUAUUCUGCGACUAACAUAAAGAAGCAGGCAAGUGUUUCUCAUAUAAAUGAUCACGACAUUUAUAGAAAACUGUUGUGAAUUGAUUGGAGCUGGAGUUGAAAAGAAAUUGUGUCAUCUAGUUACAGUUGAUUUAAUAAAGAAUGUACAUAGUUGAAACUAA